AUGGUUUUUGAUGCCUCCAGCAAAACUCCUGGUGGAGAAUCUUUAAAUAAUAUCCUGGCUAAAGGGACAAACCACCUUCCAAAAAUCCCAAACUCUGUUCAACGGUUCCGAGCUAAACCUGGUGGAGUUACUUGUGAUGUGUCCAUGGCAUAUAACCAGGUUGAGCUUGAUCCCUCUAACUACCGAUACCAACAGUACCUCUGGAAGCCUGAUCUGGAUCCCUCUUGCCCUGUGGAAAUUAUGAUUGUGCGCACGCUGAUCUACGGAGUUAAGUCUGCUGGAAAUCAAUUAUUCUCUGGAUUUGAAAGUGUUGCAGAUUAUUGUUUGGAAAAAUUUCCUGAACAUUCUCCCGGAGCUCUCGCGUUAAAACAGGAUGGUUAUGUUGACGAUAUUAUUCAUGCAGCUGACUCUCACGACGUUGCAGUCUCCACAGCCAACAGCCUCGAUUUUGUCCUCCAGUCUGCCAACCUCGCCGUUAAAGCCUAUACUUUUGCUGGUGCUCCUCCCUCUGAAGCAGUCUCUAAAGAUGGAAUCCAUGUUGGUUUACUUGGUAUGGUCUGGGACCCUGCUCAAGAUCUUCUUGGAAUUGAUAUAAAGGAAUUAUAUUUUGGAAAAUCUAAGAGAGGAGUCCUGCCAGAACUUGUCUCCGGUGAUAUUAAGGAUGCACUCCGACGAAACUUUACUAGACGAAACCUGCUUGGUAAAGUUGCUGGAAUCUAUGAUCCUAUUGGCCUCGUCACCCCCAUCACCUCCCGUCUCAAGCUUGACCUCCAUGACCUCUGCCUGGAGAACCUCGACUGGGACGACAAGGUUCCUGACUCCUACCUGGAGAAGUGGUUGGUAAAUCUACAGGAUACUCAAGGUUUGAAAGAAAUUAGAUUCCGAAGAACUGUGAUUCCCCCUGACGCUGCCUCCCUGGACCUUGGUUUAAUUGUUUCCUCCGACGCCUCCAAAUCCAUCGCCGUUGCCUCCGUUCACACCAGAGUUCUCCUCACCUCCGGAAAAUAUUACUGCCAGCUCUUCACUGCCAAAAGCAAGAUUGUUCGGUAUGAUACCAUUCCUCGUGGUGAACUCCGUGCUGCUGUCAUGUCCUCCUCCCUCGCCCACUCCGUCAAGUUCAACCUCAACUCCCAGUACUCCGACUCCAUUUAUGUUACUGACUCAACUAUUGUCCUCCACUGGCUCAACCAUGAUGAAAGACCGCUGGAAACCGCCGUCAGGAAUUCAGUGAUCGAAAUCAGGAGACUUUCUGAUCUGAAGAGUUGGUUUCAUAUUGACGGAGCUCUAAACAUAGCUGAUCUUGGUACUCGUCACACAGAAACCUUCGAGAUUGGUCUUGACUCCGAGUGGCAAAAUGGUAAGGCAUGGAUGUCUUUGCCAAUUGAAGAAAUGCCUCUGAAAACCAUUGAAGAUAUAAACCUCUCCAGUGAAGAAAAACGUGUUGCUUCACGAGAAACUAAAACACAAGUCCUCUUUAACGACCUCCCAGAGAUGAUUCCUCGAGUCUCCGAGAGGUACGAGUUUAGUAAAUAUAUCUUCAACCCGAACCAGAGAUCCUGGGAAUCCUCCGUCCGAGUUGUCUCUUAUAUUCUCCGAUUCAUCUCAUGUUUCAAGAGAAAGUUCAAUCCUCCUUGGUUUCCUCCGACGUCUCUGAUGCCUCUGACCUCUACAGCCUACCCAUUUAUCCUCCAAAAUCGUCCUCACCUGACCGAUGAAGAGAUAGAACGCGGUGAAAACUAUUUUUUCUUCAAAACCAUGAAGGAAGUAAUUAAGUUCUCCCCAGAGAAGGAGUACAAGAGCUGUUAUGUUGUGAAGAAUGAGAUCUAUUACUAUGUUGGAAGAAUCCUGGAUGGUCAAGAAAUAUACACCCCUGAAGAUACCAUGCUGGAUUUGUCUCCGUUAUCCUUUGUCCGCCCUAUUGUUGACAGAUAUAGUCCGGUUGCAUACUCCAUUAUGCUCCACUCUCACGAAGAAUCUACCCACCACAGAUGCUCCACUACCUCUCUCCUGGAGUCUCGCUCCGUUGCAUUUAUCCUCCGAGGCCGUGAUCUCGCUGUGGAGGUUACUAAAGCAUGUCGGUUCUGUGUCAAGCAUAAAGCUAAGCUGAUUGAAGUUAAGAUGGGGCAACUCCAUGACUCUCGUCUCACCAUAGCUCCCGUAUUCUACCGAGCUCAGGUGGACCUCUUUGGGCCUCUGACCGCCAUCUGUGAGCAUCAACACAGAAGUACAGUCAAAGUCUACGGCUGUGUUUUUAAGGAUCCUGCAAGUUGUGCUGUUGCUAUCUUCGUCAUGCAAUCCUAUUCUACUCCAGCCUUUAUACAAGCCUACACCCGUUUCUCCGCGAGGUAUGGUCAUCCUUCGGAGCUUAGAAUUGAUGAAGGGAGCCAGCUGAUGUCUGCCUGCAAGAAUAUGGAGCUUUCUGUAAUGGAUAUCUUGGAUUUCCUCGCUGUGAACCAUCGUGUUGGAAUUAAAUUCUCUACCUGUCCUGUGGCCGGUCACAAUGCCAAUGGCAUGGUGGAGCGCUCCAUCCGUGAGAUAAAGAACCUCCUCAAUAAAGUCUACUCUGGUCUCCGCCUGGAUAUUCUCUCCAUGGAAACCUGUUUUUCGUGGAUUGCGUCAGAACUCAACAAUCUCCCGAUUUGUAUUGGAUCUAGAACUGAUAACCUCGACCACGUCGACCUCAUCACGCCCUCCCGCCUCCUCCUAGGUAGGAACAAUCGCCGUGCUCUGAGUGGAUAUCCAACUGUAUCUUCUCCAUCUCGUCUGAUCGAGCAGAUGGAUCGUGUGUAUGAGUCCUGGUGGAAAGUAUGGCGAACCCAGAAACUCGUGGAUUUUAUUCCUCAACCAUCGAAGUGGAAGAAGACAAAUGAACAAUUAAAACCUGGUGAUAUAGUGAUUUUUCUGAAGUCUGACUCCGAAAACCGUCUCGGAGAACCUGUUUGGAAGAUUGCUCGAGUGAAGGAGAUUGAUGUUUCCAAAGAUGGUUUGUCUAGGUCUGCAACUCUGGAAUAUCGCAACCCUAGUGAAAAGACCUUUAGGACAACCCACCGUAGUGCAAGAUCGGUGGUCGUUGUUCACCGAGAAGGAGAUCUGGACGUUGUGCAGUCCCUUGAGCAAGCUGCUCGGGGACUUACCCUGGAUGCUGGCUGA
Eurytemora carolleeae is the source of this 3150-nucleotide messenger RNA. RefSeq lists its product as uncharacterized. NCBI's taxonomy places the organism in Eukaryota, Metazoa, Arthropoda, Copepoda, Calanoida, Temoridae. The transcript has a single exon. Gene Ontology annotation, biological process: DNA integration. The record is from RefSeq and is a predicted model, not a curated record. Bases 1 to 3150 code for a protein of 1049 amino acids. Gene Ontology annotation, molecular function: nucleic acid binding.